GGGCUCUGAAUUGAUAUUUAAUAGAGCAACUAAAGUUUGGUUGUAUCCAGAAAUUAUAUAUAAUCUUUAUAUCAAAUUGUUUGACUAUGAAAAAUAUUAUACAAAUGUACAAACCUUACCAAAGAAAGUAUGUGUAUGGUAAAAAUAAAAAUAGAUAAAAUGCUUUUUAACUUUAAUUUUAAUUUUUCAGAUAAUCGAGAAAAAGAAAAAUGAAUUUGCACAAAAAUUUAAAAAUAAAUUCAAUACAGACACAGAUGUAAAGGAGAGCGAAAGUAAGUGAUUGUUUUAAUAAAAUACGACCGGAUAGUUUUUUAUUAACCAAACUGUAGGUGGUUAAUGUGUUAAUUGAGUUAAUCCAAAAAAAUUGAUAAAUUUAAAUUCUGUAAUUGUACAAGUAAUUGUAACUAAAAGUGGUUUUUUUUUUUUAUAAUUAUUUAGAGAAAUGUUUUAAAGGAUUAGUAGAAACUUUAAUGGACUCAGACGAAGCCGGAUCGGGAUUGAACGAUGAGGAUAUCAAGAAUCAUGUGAUAACUAUCGUAGCGGCU
This is a messenger RNA of Cinara cedri, 545 nucleotides long. Lineage: Eukaryota; Metazoa; Arthropoda; Insecta; Hemiptera; Aphididae. The record is from the annotation of a GenBank genome assembly.